Entrophospora sp. SA101 is the source of this 356-nucleotide messenger RNA. Lineage: Eukaryota; Fungi; Glomeromycota; Glomeromycetes; Entrophosporales; Entrophosporaceae. The record is from the annotation of a GenBank genome assembly.
CACUUGAUGGCAAUUUGUCCCUGAAAUUAAGAUCAUCACCAGCAUCAAGUUAUAUUAAAAGCUAUGCUGAAUUAUUUAUUGAUUUUAUGGCAAGAGAGGCACAAGUCUAUUCUUUUGAUGAUCCAUUAAGCUUUUACAGACUAUAUUCGCCUGUAGAAAAUUCAAGUUAUGAAAACGAAUUGAGAAAAAUAGCAAAAAAUCUUUUAUCAAUUUGUGUUUCAUUGGGUGAAAAUCCAUUGAUCAGAUAUCAGAAACAAUCUGAUAUUGAUUAUCCAACAAAAUCUUUAUCUUAUAAAUUAGCUGUGUUAUUGCAAGCUGAAUUAGAUCAAUAUGCUAAAUCUAAUCCGAAUUUCCCU